AGGGCGGCUCGGCCCGAGGCCCGGGGCAACGCCGGGGGCUUCCGGCGGCCAUGGCGGCCGCCGGCGGCGGCUCCGGGAAGCGUGCGGAGGGGGCCGCGGAGGACAAGUUCGUGGACGACCGGAGGCCUGGCGAGGAUGCCGAGUUCAGCGGCAUCAGGCGCGUCAUGCCCAUGCGGCAGGAGGAGUUCCUCUGCGCGCGCUGCGGCCAGACGCUCAACUGGGGCGCGGCCACGGGCCCGGAGCUGGCGUGCGACUGCGGCCACAGGCAGCCCCUCGACAGCGGCAGGCCCCUCUACGAGGACGUGGAGGUGUACCAGCGCAUUGCAGCCCCGUUUUGGAUGAAGGCCGAUGAUGAGGGCUCCGGCGAGAAGAAGCUCUCCGGUGGCCUGGAGCACCCGCUGAUCGACAUGGAGUGCUCGCAGUGCGGCCACCACCAGCUGCACUUCUGGACCCGGCAGCUGCGCUCGGCCGACGAGGGCCAGAGCGUGUUCUUCCUGUGCCCCAAGUGCGGCUACCGCACCGUCGACAAGUGACGCCGGGGCGGUCCCCGCCGGCGAAGCCUGGCUCGAAGCGCUCUCGGCUCCGACCGCCGAGGGCCUGCCUGGGCCACGCGAGCGCGGGGAGGCCAGAAGCAAGCCCUCCUCCGACCGUGGAGGGUCUCUCUGCGUCUUGGCCGUCCUCCCGCCAUCCCUUGCAUCUGGCAGUCUGGCAACAGUCAUGACGCCAGACGGCCCACCGCGUUUGCCACGCGACUGGGAGCGCCCCCGUCGCCGAGCGUGCCGAAGCGUGUGCGGCAGCAUCUCCCGCACGACCUCGGCGGGGCGCGCGUUGCGGACGACGAGAGCAGGAA
Molecule: messenger RNA, 850 nt
Organism: Prorocentrum cordatum
Lineage: Eukaryota; Dinophyceae; Prorocentrales; Prorocentraceae
Source: the annotation of a GenBank genome assembly